Messenger RNA from Cornus florida, 1619 nucleotides. RefSeq names its product WAT1-related protein At4g08300-like. Gene Ontology annotation, cellular component: plasma membrane. The record is from RefSeq and is a predicted model, not a curated record. The transcript is spliced from 7 exons. Gene Ontology annotation, molecular function: transmembrane transporter activity. Lineage: Eukaryota; Viridiplantae; Streptophyta; Magnoliopsida; Cornales; Cornaceae. The coding region runs from base 296 to 1462 and encodes 388 amino acids.
AACAAAUGAAAAGAAUUGUUUUUAGAGAGAGACACACAAAAUUCUCUCUAAUCUUUUUUUUGAUACCAAAGAUUCUAGUAAUUGCUUGGAAACAGAGCGCCUUUUUUGGUUAAUGGAUGAGGGAAUCUAUAGGAAGAAGUUAAAAGUAGCUACAUUAACAAUGUAUAGUUGGUUUUUCACUAUUUUUGCUUUGUGGUUAUAAAAGGCCACCACUUCUCAUUUUGGUUCAGUACUACUACUUCUACAAACCUACAAGUAAUUGUGUUUGGGGAGAGAGAAAGUGAGAGAGAAAGAAAUGGGAGACCAAAAGCCAAGUGGAAUGCUGAGCUUGUUCUUCAUUAAGAUAAAACCCUACUUGGCUAUUGUCUCCCUGCAGUUUGGGUAUGCAGGGAUGUACAUACUCACCAUGGUUUCUUUUAAGCAUGGCAUUAGUAACUACGUCUUCGUCGUGUACCGCCAUGUAGUCGCCUCCAUUGUUAUCGCUCCAUUCGCAUUUCUUUUUGAAAGGAAAAUAAGGCCAAAGCUGACACCCUCGGUCUUCCUGAAAGUAGUAGCGCUUGGUUUUUUGGAGCCAGUGAUUGAUCAGGACUUCUACUUCUUGGGGAUGAAGAAAACAUCAGCAUCAUUUGCAUCUGCCAUUGUUAAUGUCCUCCCAGCCCUUACCUUUAUAUUGGCAAUCAUUUUCAGGUUGGAGAGGGUUAACUUGAAGCAGAAACAUAGUGUAGCAAAGGUCAUUGGAACUUCAAUCACACUCACAGGAGCUACGGUGAUGACUCUAUAUAAAGGCCCCAUCUUGGAUAUACUCGGGAACUCGCAAGGAAGGAACCACCAUAACACCACCACCAGUACUUCUGCUGAUCAGCACUGGGCUACCGGGACGAUUAUGGUCCUAGCCUCUACCUGUGGUUGGUCUGGUUUCUUCAUAUUGCAAUCAAUUACAUUGAAGCAAUACCCGGCACCACUCACUCUGACGACUUUGGUAUGCUUGAUGGGCAUCCUGGAAGCCGGAGUUGUGGCACUUGUAAUGGAACACGACAUUGGCGCCUGGGCACUUGGUUGGGACUCGAGGCUUCUUGCUGUAGUUUACUCUGGGGUAGUUUGCUCUGGAAUUGCAUAUUAUGUGCAAGGCAUGGUAAACAAGGAGAGAGGUCCGGUGUUUGUGACAGCGUUUAGCCCUCUCUGCAUGAUCAUCACUGCUGUUCUCGGGGUCAUUGUUCUGGCUGAGCAAGUUCAUCUUGGAAGUUUAAUCGGAGCCAUUGUCAUAGUCUCGGGUCUGUACAUUGUGGUGUGGGGAAAAAGCAAAGAUUAUUUAAUCUCGAAAGGUGAUCAGAAAGGUAUGCCCCAUGAAUUGCCCAUAGUGGACAGUAGUACUAGAUCAGGCAGUGUUGAUGGAAUCAAUGAGGAACAUGCCAAGAAAUUGAAGACAACAACAGAGAACAAUCCUCCAUUGCAGGAGCCAUGAAAGGGAAAGCACAAUCUCUCUGUCUUUCCAUGUUGAGUUGCAUCUAAAUGUUUUUGCUUUUUUCUUUUUCUUUUUCUUUUUUUUUUUUCUUUUUUUUCCUGAGAAAAUGUUUUGUUUUUCAGUAAUACAAUGAAGGUUGACUUCCAUUUUGGCUUGA